UGUGCAGAGAUGGGAAUGGAUGUAACUGUUUAACGUCGGUCUUGUAACGCGCCCCGGGUGUUCUACUGUUCCAGACAUGGACAACAUAUAUCACCACGCUCCUACAGAAACACAGCAGCCUCGUGUCUAUAAUGGCGGCUAUCUGGAGACGCCGUACGCCGCGAGUAGACCGCCGCCGAGCAGUGCGGCUCAUGAACCGGCACAGCCGGACCACACUGCGCCUCACUGGACACCAACACAGGGAUAUGACGGUCACCCGUACGGAUUUAGAUGCGACUUUCCUCCGUCUCACGGAGGAGGGGGUUUCGGAGGGCCCCCACCAUAUGGAUUUGACCCCUCCGUCCCGCCGCCUCCGUUCGGCUGCCCACCGCCUGUACACUUCCCUUCCGCGGUGACCGCCGCUCCGAUACACCCGUUCAACAGCAGAGCAGCCUCGACCUUUGAACCAUUUAACCCGCAGUUUCCACCAUGUCCCCAGACUGCUCGGUAUGACUUGGACCCCAGUCAGAACCAACAGCGCGCAUAUGAGGGCUUCUUUGAGAGUAGAGCUCUGCUCGGCUGCACGAACCGUGACGGGGGUCCGGGAGCAGCAACGCGACCUGAGGAUGAAACGGCCCUUCAGAGGCGGCAGGAUCUACAGUGGAUCGGGCGUUUCCUACAAGGCCGAGACAAGACCCCCAAGACCCCACAGGCGGAGCAGCCGCCACCCAACAACUCCGCUCCGGACCCGAGAGCGGCUCUGUACAGGGCGGCUGAGCUCGUCUCUCGCCUGGCAAAGACCUGCGAAGCUCUGAGGAACAACGUGGAGAAUGAGUGCGUUUGGACGGACUCGUAUUUAAUGGCUUUAAAGGUGAAGACGGAGCUACAAGAGGAACUCCAAACCCUCAGUGACGGGGAGCGUUUAGGUCGCUUGAAAGCUAAACUGGCCCGUGUCGCGAAGAGGAGGGCUCGGCGCCUGAGAGCCACGAAAGAGUUCCAGAUUGAGCAGAAUCUCCGAGAGGACCGCAUCGCCGAGAAAGAAGCUGCCAUAAACAAAUGGAGGCUGCAGCAGAUCCAACGAGUGGAGGAGAAGAAGAAGGAGCGGGAACUGAAGCUGGCUGCGGACUCUGUUCUUUGUGAGGUGAGGAAGAAGCAGGCGGACGUGAAGAGGAUGCAGGACAUCCUGAGAUCUCUGGAGAAACUGCGCAGGCUGAGGAAAGAGGCAGCAUUAAGGAAAGGCAUCAACACUGAGCACGAGUGUGACGAUGCGUUCAGCAGCAGACUGGAGCAACUGAGGUGUGUGAUGAUGAAGAGGACGGCAGUUUACUCGGCCGAGGAGAAGGCUCUGAUGGUGAUGCUGGAAGGAGAGCAGGAGGAGGAGAGGAGGAGAGAGCAGGAGAAACGGAUUAAGAAGGAGAGGGAGCGACACCUGCAGAGGAAACGGAGAGUGACAGCCAUGUUGUUUGGAGAGGAUCUUCCUGCUGGAUCUGUUCUGCAGCCCUACAAAGAAUAUUACACCCAGGCUGAGCGCUCACUGCACGCUCUACUAGAAAUCAGGAGAGGGUGGGAUACGUUUGUGGUUCCAGCGGAUCAUCCCGACGGUUCUCCGGUUUCUCAGAGCUGGGUCCUGCCGGACGCCCCGUCGGACCCGGCCUGGGCCUCCGCUCUGCACUCUGCUGACACCGAGUGAGACGGCCACAGACGCGCCGUGUGUCCUGUGAACCGCUGCCUCCUGUCACCCAGCCCUGUACACCUGAACACAUCACAUACGCUGCAGGUGUCUGGGAGGGAGCAGCACAGGAGGCCAUGUGAACACAACGUUAAUGAGUAAAUGCGUUCAUAAAGGGUUUAUAAAGCGUUCUUUUCAAAAAAACUCCGUUAACAUCAUGAGGAAAAUGAGAUAAUGAACUUGUGACUGAAAGUCAUUGGUGCUGAGGUCAGUGCUGCAGAAGAGACAAUCAAAAAACAAACAGCCUUUAAAUCCGUCUGUUCCUCUGAAGCGCUACAAGAAAAUGAAUUUCUCUCCAUAAGGUUUGUCAUUUGAGGAACAGAACAUGUAUAAGACAGGGGUUUUUUUCUCUGUAUAUUCUGGUUCAAAUAUUGUUAUAAAAACUCACAAAUUAA
Molecule: messenger RNA, 2103 nt
Organism: Pseudoliparis swirei
Lineage: Eukaryota; Metazoa; Chordata; Actinopteri; Perciformes; Liparidae
Gene: pdcd7
Product: programmed cell death 7
Exons: 5
Coding region: 77-1669 (530 amino acids)
Source: RefSeq, a predicted model, not a curated record